AUAGUUCAAGGAAAUAUGUGUUGUGUGUACACUUCAGGUCAGUAAGUAGAUCUAAAUAUUUAGAUUUACAAUUAACACGUAUCGGUACUCACUUAGAUCUAGACUUGUCUUCUAACUAGAUUUACUAGAGAUAGAUAGAUAGAAUGAUUUCACCUUCAACUCUACUGAUCAAUAAUGUGAAAAUAAACUUAACCCUCACAAGUUUCUUCGUGCGCUGUACACAUUCGUCUAUUCGAAACGGGUUAGUAGGAAUGGUAGGAAGAACUCCACUGGUCCGUUUGAACAAAAUCAGCGAUGAAACAGGUUGCGACAUACUUGCAAAGGCAGAAAUGUGCAACGGUGGAGGGUCAGUGAAAGACAGAGCAGCUUUGUUUCUAAUUCAAGAUGCCAUACGGAAGGGUCAGUUAAAACCAGGAGGAACUGUGGUCGAAGGUACAGCAGGCAACACUGGUAUAGGUCUGGCUCACAUGUGUCUUUCAAUGGGGUUUAAAUGUGUAAUAUUUAUGCCCAAUAACCAGUCCCAAGAAAAAAUUGACAUUUUAAGAACUCUAGGAGCAGAAGUUACAACAGUACCAGUGUGCCCUUGGGACAAUCCAAAUAACUACAAUCAUCAUGCUAGGAGGUUUGCCGAAAGUUUGAAAAAUGCUGUUUGGACUAAUCAGUUUGACAACCGUGCUAACAGACUGGCACACAUUGAAACCACAGGGCCAGAAAUAUGGGAGGAAACCCAGGGGAAGGUGGAUGCAGUGACUUUUGGAACUGGCACUGGUGGUACACUCUCAGGAGUAGGAACUUAUUUGAAAGAAAAAAAUCGACACAUUAAAGUAGUUUUAGCCGAUCCUCAAGGAAGUGUUUUGUACAACUACUUCAAGCAUGGCAAACUAGAAAGAACUCCAGGGGAUUCUAUAACAGAAGGUAUAGGACAAGGCAGAUUAACUGAAAAUCUUAAAGGUUCCCCAAUAGAUGAUGCCUGUGUUGUUAUAGACACAGAGGCUGUCAAUAUGACAUUUAAAUUACUAGAUGAAGAAGGAUUUUUGGUUGGUUCUACAAGUGGACUAAAUGUCGCUUCUGCUUACCGACUAGCCAAAGAAAUGGGCAGAGGUCACACUAUAGUUACUUGUUUGUGUGAUUCUGGACAUCGGUACCAUGCCAAGUUGUUUAAUAAAGAUGUUUUAAGAAAACGAGGACUUCUACAAACAUUACCAGAACAAUAUCAUAAAUAUUUACAUGGUAAUUAACUUGGUUGUUUGUGUGUGAUUAUUACAGCCUGAUAACAGAACCGGUUGAGUUUUAAAAGGAUGACUGAGUUAUUUGAGGCUCAGCUUGUGUACUUUUUAUUCAAAAUAUUUCUGAUUUAUUUAUGUAGAAAUUUAAACACAUGUAAUUUAUUAUUUCUGUGCCACUUUGUUAAAUUUUAUAUAAUAUAAUGCAUAUUUAAUAAAUUUUCUAUGCAAACCUAUCCCAUAAAGUAGCUGAUUAGAUGAAUUACAUUGUUUGCAGUAAAGUGAAAUUGUAGUUGUUCAUUAAUGAAAAUUUACAUUAUAAGUCUUUUUAUUUUUUAAAACAAAUAUUUUUAUUGAUUCUGUUAUGUUUCGGAAAAUUAAAACUUAAUGCCUGAAGUUUACAAAAAAUAUUAAAAACUUGCUUAGAACCAGUCCUACUCAUCAAUUUUAACAAAAUUUGUGGGGAUAAUCUUUCUAUUUUGAAGAAAGUUUUGUAAUUUCUAAGAAGAAAAUAAUUUAUUACAAAAUAUAAUGCAUUGAAAACUUGUUUAAUCAUUAGUGCUUAGAAAUGGACUUGGGAAAAAAUAUGAUUUUCGCUUGAUUAAAAACUAUGAUGACCAUGAAUCCUUAAAAAUAAUUUGUUGUAAGAGGUUUUGAAUGAAUAAUGUAUUGGUUUUCUUACUCAAAUCUUUCUUAUUCCAUAUGCUAGAACAAAAUCAUAUAAGUGUUCCUUCUCCCCCUAGUGCCUUUAGUCUGCCAUCAGCCAGAAAAACAACAAUUCAGCAGAGUUUAAGUCGUUGAUUAACAUUUCAUGACUAGAUUGACACAUGAAAUGCUUAGGAUGUAAUUAUCUCCUUUUUUGAAGUAACAUCUGUAAUAUAUAAGAAGAUAAUUAGAAUAACUGCUCAUUUUGAUUGUGUUAUUUGACUAAUCAAAGCUUUUUUCAAGUUCCCAGCUUGUAUACAUACAUUAAAUAUGUUUAUCAAUAUUCUUUUCUUCGUUAGACUGCUAAGUCCCAAAUCAUCUAGGUAGCCAAGUAUACCAUGUCUAGCUAAUCAGAUCAAUGUUAAUUUAUAGAUUUUGUUUUGUUUCACUUGUUUUUCAAUUGUAUUAAUCUUUAUCAAUUUUUUUUUCUAGUUAAGACUAAUUGUGAGUGAAUUUUGCUUAUGAUUAAAUUUCCAUUUAAACUUGUUAUCUUCUGUAUGUAAGUACAAGCAGAUUGAGUACCAGUACGUUUUAUUUUUGAUUUGUUUUCAUUUUAUAUUUAGAUCUGUACUUUUGUUUUAUUUGUGUUUACCCUUUUAAUUUAAACUACAAAAAUACUGUUCAUUAAAGAAAAUGAAGACAUUUCAGCCAUAAAGUAUAAGUAUAUUUUUCUUAGUUAAUUUAUGUUUAUAAUUUAUAAAUAUAUUUUUACUAAUUUAAUUUAAAAGUUACUUUCAGCUACGUUAAAUAAUUUAAUACAAACAUGUUUUUUAAGGUAGAUUUUGGGGCCUUUUUAGAUUUAGAACUUGAAUAGUAUGUGUACCAGUAUUCAUUACAUACAUAUGUACAGAAGAUGGCAUAUGACACUUUUGUUUUUCAUCAAUACUUUCUUAACAAAAAUUUAUGACUUGAAUGUCUCCAUAAAUUACACAAUUAAGGUUUUAUUCAGAUAUGUAUAAUUUAAGAAAACUUUGUAAAAGUACAAUGUAGUGUAUUUAUAAUAAUAUCUACCACUCUACAUGCUGAGUCCUGCUAUUUAGAAAAUAUAAAAACUGAUCACGUUGAUCCAUAGAUAUACAAGUGAAUAUGUAUAUAUUUUUGUUAAAGCUGCGGUCCUCGCAAUAGUGACAUCAAAAUUUUAUUCAAACUACUCUAUUAUUCUCUCUUUGUCAUUGAAUUAAGGCAAGUUUUUGAUUUUGAUUUCUCUAGUAUUAAAAAUAUUUAUGAAAAUGUGUGUAUGUUGUAAAGAAGAAUUUCAUAAAUAAUUGUAAUAAUUAUUAGUAAUCUGUAUCAUAUAUUUAAAUUAAACUGCAUCUAUUUAUUAAAUAUGUUUUAUUGUAA
Molecule: messenger RNA, 3269 nt
Organism: Biomphalaria glabrata
Lineage: Eukaryota; Metazoa; Mollusca; Gastropoda; Planorbidae
Exons: 1
Coding region: 144-1238 (364 amino acids)
Cellular component (GO): cytoplasm
Molecular function (GO): cysteine synthase activity
Source: RefSeq, a predicted model, not a curated record